Messenger RNA from Zingiber officinale, 438 nucleotides. RefSeq names its product chaperone protein DnaJ-like. The transcript has a single exon. NCBI's taxonomy places the organism in Eukaryota, Viridiplantae, Streptophyta, Magnoliopsida, Zingiberales, Zingiberaceae. Gene Ontology annotation, cellular component: chloroplast. The record is from RefSeq and is a predicted model, not a curated record. The coding region runs from base 1 to 438 and encodes 145 amino acids.
AUGUAUGAUCUGCUGUCGGUGGCGGAGACGGCGGGGCCGGAGGAGAUCAAGGCGGCGUUCAAGCUGCAGGCGCGGCGGUGGCACCCGGACGCCUGCCGCAAGGCGGGGGAGGAGGGCGCCUUCGCCGAGCGCUUCAAGCGCGCGCGCGAGGCCUACGAGGUUCUCUCCGACCCGGACCUCCGCCGUGAGUACGACCGCAUGCUGCUCUUCUCCGACGGCUGGACCACCGCCGGCGGCUCCGGAGGGGUCGUCCUCCGGCGCAACCGCGACCGCCGCACCGGAUUCGGGGACUGGGAGAGCCAGCUGGAUGGGAUGUCUAGGCGGCGGGAGCCGUGGUGGGUGGCCAACGCGGCGGGGCAGAGGAGGGCCGCUGGCGGAGAGGGGGAGAGCUGGGGGAGCAGGGCGAGGGCCCACGCGGCUGCGGAGACUUCAGAAUGA